AUGGUACCUAAAUGGUCUCUCACUGUUCCAAGUGUACAAGAGCUUGCAAGCCAACGGCUUGAUACAAUCCCUUCUAGGUACGUGAGAGAUAACAUGAAUGAUAUCAUCGUCACCGUUCCUUCUGAUCAGUCACUUCGAGUGCCAUUGAUUGAUAUGUCCAACCUUGUCAACCGAAAGGCUCAACCUGGAGAGCUUCAAAAGCUUCACUCUGCUUGCAAAGAGUGGGGCAUAUUUCAGUUAGUGAACCAUGGAGUUUCGGAUGAAUCAUGGACAGAAAUGAAGAAAAUAGUUGAAGAAUUGUUUUACCUUCCCUUCAGAGGGAGGGAACGUUGGGCUAAAAAGCCAGGAAAUAAUGAAGGGUAUGGUCAUCUCUUUGUAGGCUCAGAAGAACAGAAGCUUGAAUGGAAUGAUAUGGUCUUCCUUAAAGUUCUUCCCAUUGAAAGCAAGAAAUUGGAAUCUUGGCCAGAGAACACUCACCAGUUUAGGGAGACAUUGGUGAGUUACAUAGAAGACAUGAAACAAGUAGCAGCAUCUAUUAUAAGGUUCAUGGCUACGGGGCUUGAGGUUCAAAAUGAAGAAUUUUAUAAGGCUUAUGAGGAAGGGAACUAUGACGUGCGUAUAAAUAUAUAUCCAACUUGUCCUGAACCUGAGAAAGCUACUGGGAUAGUCCCACAUAUUGAUAUCCAUGCCAUCACUCUCUUGCAAGAUUAUGGUGAACUCCCAGCUUUACCGGUUCUAAAAGAUGACCAAUGGGUAUUUAUUGAGCCUAUAGAUGGUGCCAUUGUUGUGGAUCUUGGUGGCAUCAUGCAGAUAAUGAGUAAUGGGAUAUACAAAUCGCCAAUUAACAGAGCAAUAGUGAACAAAUCAAAGGAAAGGAUUUCAGUAGUUACUUUGUGCAAUCCUAACUCAUCUCUCAGCAUUGCUCUAGCAAAAGAACUUGUCAACAAGUCUGGAAGUCCGCCAUUAUACAAGACUGUAACACUUGAUGAGUAUUUUAAAUGCUUUUGGAAUUCAAUUCCUAAAGUCCCACUCAUGGAUAACUUGAAAUUCUGA
Messenger RNA from Ricinus communis (castor bean), 1053 nucleotides. RefSeq names its product S-norcoclaurine synthase 1. The record is from RefSeq and is a predicted model, not a curated record. Lineage: Eukaryota; Viridiplantae; Streptophyta; Magnoliopsida; Malpighiales; Euphorbiaceae. The transcript is spliced from 4 exons. Bases 1 to 1053 code for a protein of 350 amino acids.